CCAUUUCACUACGCAAAGAACCCUUAAAGCAUGCAAAUAACUCAUGGUUCUAUAUAAAACCACUGUCUUUAUUAAAGAAACAACGUACCUUGUACAUUCCUGUGGGACACAUAAAUGGACAAACCUUUGUCCUGCUUGAAACCUGCGCAGAGAGUCAAAAUAACUUCAGUACUCCUACUGGACAUUUUUAUAAGAGAUUGUUGUCGUUUAUAAUUUUAUCUUACAUAAUGAGUCCAUAUAAACUCACACAGUGGUAAUAAAUCGGUGAUAUGCGUAUAAGCUGCGCAGCCUCAGACAGCUUAAAUGAUUUUCUUUCCAGUUUUAAAACGGACUGUUCCAAAAUUUGUAUAUUUUGGUAACCGCAGCGGCGGUGCUUUUUGGCAUAGGCUUACGAUAAAUCUGAUUAAGUCAUGAUAUCAUGAUGUCUACAUAGGAAUAUGAGUAGAUUUUGUGUUUUUAAACCUAUCUAUACAUUUUUUGUGUGCGUUUUUUGAUGGUACAAUCCAGGAAGCAGCGUGUGCAGUGUUUUGGUUGAAGUGAGUGACCUCUCAGAGCUGCUCUGAUUUACAGACACACUUUCACUCCUUUAAAAGCCUCUCUCUGGAUUUUAUUCAGUAUAUUCAGCGAAUGUGCUCGUAUGUUGACGUUUUAACCUCACCUGGGCCUGUUUACUGUUUAGCUGAGUGGCUAGCUACGUGAAAAAGUGAGGUUCAGCUCCUUCUGGACUGUCAUCAUCAUCAUCAUCAUCAUCAGCAUCGACAGCGUGUACUGUCCUGGCUAAAGAAGCUGCUCGCUGCCUCACAGGAUCCCCAGCGUUAAGUCUCGCCGAGCAGGCUGGCAUGUCGGAUUUAACGCUGCUGAUCGCGAGCCUCGUUGGGAUCUUCCUCACAGCGCUCCUGCUGACAGUCUCGGUUUAUGUGCUGUACUCUGGACUUCUGACGAACAUCCGCAUCAGGACCGGCUCUCCUCCUGUCAGGGGCAUCACUGUAGCUUACAAGUUCAAAAAGGGACCUUACAAGGAGUGCGGGACGCUGUUUGCGGAGAGCAGCUCUGUAGCACCCCGGCUGCCCACGGUGGGCAUCUUCUAUGAUGACCCAAAGAAGGUUCCUGGUCAGCUGUGUCGCUGUGCAGUGGGCAGUAUUCUGAGUGAGGGGGAUGAAAGGCCCAGUGUGGAGCUGCAAGAGCUUUAUGAGAAUUCAGGCUUUCAGAUCUUCACCUUCCCCGAGGUCACCCACGCAGUGUCCACCUCUUUCCCCCACAGAACCCCUCUGUCCAUCUUCUUGGGGGUGCAGAGGGUCUACCCACAGCUGGCCAGCUACAUUAAGGAGAGGAAGCUCUGCGCUCACCCGUUCCUGGAGAUCUACAGGGGUCAGCUGAUCCACUACAUGAGCCCGCUGGCCAGGCAGGGGGAUUUCUAUGUGCCUGAGGUCCGAGAGGCUCCGCGGAGACCACAGGAAGGGGAGGAGUCAGAGGAGGACAGGAGGACGGACAUCACCGGUGCAGACUCCCACAGUGAGUGCAGCUCCGUGAGCUACCUGCUCCCCUCAGACAGUCGACAUCCGUCUCUCGCCCCGUCCGACACCCCGUCCACCCUGUACCAGGACAGCUGGCGAGACCGGGACUCACCCGAGCUCAGUGGGUCUGACCUGGACAGUGGGCGGAGCUACAGAAGCUCUACUGCCUCAUCCUUUGAAGAGCUGGACGUAGAGUCAGACCGGGCGGCACCGGAGAACGACCAAAUGCCUGACAACCCAACGGAGGAUAAAAUCACUCAUCAGGAAGAAGUGAUGGUGGUGGAGGGGGAGGAGUGAGAAACAUGAGAAUGGAACAUAUUGGAAUAUGUUAGCGACAUAUUACAAAAUAUCAUAAAGAUGUACCGUAAUGUAGAGAGAUUGUCGGUUAAUAACUCAGUGGGGUUUUAAAUAGAUGUGGAUGUUUUGACUGUAAAGAGUAUUUUGGGAAAUUAUAGUUUUAAACUGAUACAGAUCUUACAGAUUUAACCGUUUGUGUGGUUGAGUAUCAACGUGUUCGGUAACGUUUUGAUUGACGAGUAUUUUAAGAGUAUUUCUUUGUUUUGACCAAAUAUUCAGAAGAGGUUGUGCCUCUUCCUGAAGGGAACCAGUACACACUCCUCCACUUCAGGAGUUUCACCUGUAGGACUUGAGAACAAUACUUGAAAACAGUUUGAACCAGCUAGCCUGGAUUCCUUACAUCCAUCUUCCAGCACCUUCUUUAGUAUUUAUGACUGAACGAUCAAACAUUUCUCAUUUAAAUGAAGAUUUCUGUGUUGUUUAUGGUAGUGAUUUAGAUAUUUUUAUGACUGUUGUGUUACUGACAUCUAAAAAUCCAACAUGGGCUGAAAGUGAUUACUCAUGCCUGUGUCAUUUUUUUUAUUCUAGAUGAUUCCGUUAUAUAAAGCGUUCGAUUUUUUGACAAUGUUAUGCAACGUUUGAGUUAUUUAGUUCAUUAUAAAAGUCCUUAAAAAAUAAAGACCUUUAAUACAGACUUAAUGUUUGCCAUAUAUCAAAGCCAUAUAUUUUUAUAGCAAAACCAAAUGUUUAUCAACAGGAAAUACUGCAAUGGGAGAAGAUUUCCAAGUGUGUAGUGGGUUAGAUUAUAUUUUAAUUAUACGAAUGACAUUUUUGUGAGUCUUGGUGAUCACUUGAAUUUUGGUUUUGCAUUUCAAUUUGGAGCUAUUGUGUCAUUCUUGUUUGUUUGUUUAUUUGUUUUUUCUUUAAAAAAAGUACUGUUUCAACGUGCCACUGAUUUUUUUUUUUACUUGUGGAAAAAUGUGUCAAGCAAAUUCUCACAUCUCAAUGAGACUUAAAUUGUGAUUGUGAUGAUUUUAUCCCUCCAGGCUCUUGACGAGUCCUAAGUGUGAUUUAAUAAAGUAUUUUUCACACUGUU
Colossoma macropomum (tambaqui) is the source of this 2907-nucleotide messenger RNA. Its product is annotated as testis-expressed protein 264. Lineage: Eukaryota; Metazoa; Chordata; Actinopteri; Characiformes; Serrasalmidae. Gene Ontology annotation, cellular component: autophagosome membrane; replication fork; endoplasmic reticulum membrane. Gene Ontology annotation, biological process: reticulophagy; protein-DNA covalent cross-linking repair. Bases 840 to 1811 code for a protein of 323 amino acids. The transcript is spliced from 4 exons. The record is from RefSeq and is a predicted model, not a curated record.